Messenger RNA from Aspergillus melleus, 2352 nucleotides. RefSeq lists its product as uncharacterized. Bases 1 to 2352 code for a protein of 783 amino acids. Gene Ontology annotation, molecular function: calcium ion binding; protein-folding chaperone binding; calcium-dependent phospholipid binding. The transcript is spliced from 2 exons. Gene Ontology annotation, cellular component: cytoplasm. NCBI's taxonomy places the organism in Eukaryota, Fungi, Ascomycota, Eurotiomycetes, Eurotiales, Aspergillaceae. The record is from RefSeq and is a predicted model, not a curated record.
AUGGAAGAUCUCAUUCAACACACAAGUUCCAGUCAUUCGUCAUCUAUUCCAUCCGAUCAAAUCGCGUCGCUUGUUGACAUGUGCAAAAAGUCCACACCUACGCAAAUUUCACAGUGCCCUUUGUGCAACUGGCCAGAGAAAGGAGAGGAGGUCGAGAAAGAUGCGUUACUCAACCACAUUGCAAAGGAAAUUCAUUCUUUCUCGCUCAGGGCACUACCAUGGGCUGAUGAUCAUGGUGAAGAAAGCCAGGAGAGAAUACAUAAUAGUUCCCGAAGAGUCCAAAAUUGGCUGUUUGGCCGUGACUCUCAACAAACGAAUAGCCAAGAAACACCGUCAUUUGCAAAGACAGCCUCAGGACCGGAGUAUUUUGAGCAGAACUCUUACUUUGCAGGAAGCUCCAGAGACUCGUCCUCGAGCGAGCCUGAUUCUGAUGGAUCCAGACAAUUAGAGCUAGAAGAAUUGAGAAAGAACGGGGAAUUGGGGGCCGACGAAUCGCACCAGGAUGAUGAAGCACAAUCUGCAGGGCAAAAGACCCAGCAUGAUGAAGGUCUAGGCAGUUCAGCUGAUUCGAAUCUGUCGGGCGACCUCAAACCACCACCCGACUUGCAACAAUUCAAAACUCCGCGAGAGAAGAUCAACGCGUUGAUCGCAUGGUUUGACCAAGUGAUGAUCCCGCGUUGUGAGCAAUAUGUUGCGGAGCCGCCAGGCGACUCGGAAACGCAGUACGAUGAAUAUAGAAAGCUCAGAGAGGCAAUUUUCACACAUGUCCUGGGAAGAGCGGAUGAAAUUAAACCAGACGAGAAAUACAGUCUCCGUCGUGAUCGCCGUAUUCUCUUGGAGAGAGUAAAAAAGACCCUGACCAAUCUGGAAUCCACAGUUGAUGAAAAACACAAGGCGGACGAGCAGUGCCCUCAUCCUGAAUGUGCUGGACAUGCCUUCAAAGACCUGAAAGCCCACAUGCUCACUCACCAGGUCGACAGGCCAGAAAAGUGUCCGGUUGUGACCUGCGAGUACCAUGUCAAAGGCUUUUCUCGCAAAUACGACUGUAACCGCCACGCUCUGACCCACUAUAAAGGCACGAUUGUCUGCGGUUUCUGCUCCCCAGCCGAAACUCUAGUGAAGAAGGUUUUCGAGCGUGUCGAUGUGUUCAAGCGCCAUCUUAUCUCUGUUCACGAUGUGGAGCACACCCCACCAAACUCCCGCAAAGACGUGCUCAACAAAGGUCUUAAAUUCGCGAGCGAUGCUACUGGCAAGUGCUCUAUUUGCUCAAUGACAUUCAGCAAUGCCCAGGAUUUCUACGAGCAUCUGGACGAGUGUGGCCUGCGCGCAGUGCAAAAGCAGUCUAAUGGCGCCGAGAUCGUUCCUUCUUACGAUGCCGAAGCCGAUGCAGAUACCAUAUCCUUUGCCCUAGACCAUGAUCAAACCAUCUACAACAGAGUGCUCAUUCAGAUUCUCCCGGCUCUAUCCGGCAACGAGAUCCUCCUUUUACACCAGGCAUACAAAGACCGCGUGAAGUUGGACGGCAAGGGCGUCAGCCUCGCUAAACACCUCCAACAGAAAUUAGGCACUUCCAGCUUUGGUAAGGUUUGCCAUGCUACUGCCCUGGGGCGCUGGGAAUCAGAGGCAUACUGGAUAAGUCGUUAUUACGAAGAAAGCCCCUAUCGUCGUGAACUACUCAUUGAAACCCUAGUCGGACGCUCAAAUAACGCAGUUCGCCAGAUUAAGGAGUGCUUUCGGAAUCCUCAGUACCAAAGUACUCUAGAGCACUCGGUGCGCUCUAAACUCCGUGAGGGCAAUUUCCAAAAGGCUGUAUUGCUUGUACUGGAAGAACGACGCCAGGACGAUAAUGAGCUAUAUGAUCCGAGACUUGUGGAUCAAGAUGUCACGGAUUUGUAUCAUGCACUGCACUCUCACGAGGACGGAGAGACUGCCAUGAUCAAUAUUAUUGUUACUCGAAGUAACACUCAUCUACGUGUGAUGCUAAACAUGUAUGAGAGAAACCAUGGGGAGAUUCUCAUGGUAGCCAUUCGUGCUAAGUCAAACAAUCUAGUGGGAGAAGUUCUCACCCACAUCCUCAAUGGCGCAAUCAACAGACCUCGGCGUGACGCCGUUCUUCUUUAUCAAGCUAUCCGCGAACCGCCCACUUCUGACUAUCGAUCCGACCUCAUAAUUUCACGUCUGGUUCGGCUCCACUGGGAACCACAGCAUUUGGAACAGGUGAAGAAUGAAUAUAGCAGGCGAUACCAGGAGCUUGUUGAGGAGGCCAUUGCGGAGCAGCUGGCAUCACCCGAAGAGAGAGAUUGGCGGGACUUUUGUAUUGAGCUUGUGCGUAGCUCAGCUGCUAGUAAGUGA